This is a messenger RNA of Penicillium odoratum, 1137 nucleotides long. It is a transcript of the gene rad14, whose product is annotated as DNA repair protein RAD14. NCBI's taxonomy places the organism in Eukaryota, Fungi, Ascomycota, Eurotiomycetes, Eurotiales, Aspergillaceae. The record is from RefSeq and is a predicted model, not a curated record. The transcript is spliced from 3 exons. Gene Ontology annotation, cellular component: nucleotide-excision repair factor 1 complex. Gene Ontology annotation, biological process: nucleotide-excision repair involved in interstrand cross-link repair; UV-damage excision repair; nucleotide-excision repair, DNA damage recognition. The coding region runs from base 1 to 1137 and encodes 378 amino acids. Gene Ontology annotation, molecular function: damaged DNA binding.
AUGUCAGCGGAUCGGCCUUCAACACCUCCGCGGCAAAAUGCUGCUGGGCCUGGGCAGCUGCCUCGCGGCCCCAUCACCCCCGAGCAGCUAAGGAAGAUUGAAGAGAAUCGCAUGAAAGCUAAAGCUUUGCGGGAGCUGCGGGAAGCUGAAAUCUCCAAAGGCUCGCCCUCCGCCACUACAGGACCCCGGACCGUACAACCCACACAAGGUGUCAAACGCUCGUUCAACUCGAUGACAGCAUCCAAUCCCGCAUCGAUGCGUGAUGCACGUUCGGAUAUCUCCACGUCUAAUCGACCACUGGAUGCGAUCAAACCUGCCCGCAAUUUCACUUCCUCAUAUGUCGACUUCGAUUUCAGUAAGAUGACAGAUACAAAGGGCGGGUUCCUGACCCAGGAGGAUGAUCCAUUCAAUAAGGUUCUUCAUGUUCCUGAUGAGAAGCAAGAACAGAAGCCAGCGCAUAUGACCCAAAAAGAUUGGGAGCGUCAGAAGCUACUACAGUCGUUACGGCGGAACCAUGAAGGACCCUUUGAGCCAGGUUUGAGUGUUCUGGAUGACAAAAGCAAGCAAAAGAUAUGUCGUGAAUGUGGCAGCCUGGAAAUCGACUGGAAGUGGGAAGAGGAGCUCCGGUGCCGUAUCUGUCAUGCGUGUAAGGACAAAUACCCGGAGAAGUACAGUCUCCUCACCAAAACCGAGGCGAAAGAAGAUUACCUUUUGACCGACCCUGAACUACGAGAUGAAGAGCUUCUUCCCCGUCUCGAAAAACCCAAUCCGCAUAAGUCAACGUGGAAUAACAUGAUGCUUUAUCUUCGGUACCAGGUUGAGGAAUAUGCAUUAUCAGAUAAAAAGUGGGGCUCCGCCGAAGCAUUGGAUGCGGAGUUUGAGCGGCGCGAAACCGAUAAGAAGAAACGACGGGAAGCCAAGUUUAAGACCAAGCUGCAGGACCUCAAGAAACGCACCCGGGUUGAAGCCUACCGUCGCAAUCGGCAAGGCGCUUCCGGUGGAGAGUUUGGAGAUGAUCUCAGUAGUAACCGGAAGCAUGUGCACGAAUGGGGUCGACCUGUAGAGAACCCUGAGACGGGCAUACCGGUCAAGACGUGUGUGGCAUGCGGUAUGGAAGUGGAAGAAUUGGAAUUCUGA